ACUGCGCAUGCGCGGAGCGGUGGCGGGGGCCCUGCCGAGGGGGAGGGGCCGCUCCCGGUGCCGCCGCACGGGGAGGGCGAUGGCGAGCCUGCUCCCCGCGGCCGCCGCCUCCUCCUCCUCCUCCUCCCCCGCCGGCGGCGCCCCGGCGAGGAGCAAGAAGCGCCCGGCGAGCCCGGGCACCGGCAGCGGCCCGGCCAAGAAGAAGAAAGUGGCGGCGGCCGGCGGCUCGCAGGUUCAGGCACGUUGUAGAUGAAUGGAGUUGGAUUCUUCUCCUGCCUUGGCUUCAGCCUGUUACUUGACAGAGGGGUUUUGAUAUGCUCCCUGAGCAGCAUUACAGCGAUAACAGCACAUGAGCAUAUCAGUGCAGGUGGAGAGGCCAUGAACGAAAAUAAAUUUCUGAACACAGACUCCAGCACAGGAUCAGUGGAAACAGCCGUCAAGCCUUUACCAUUUAAAGAUCCAAAAUUCAUCCACUCCGGCAUUGGUGGAGCAGCAGCUGGCAAGAAGAACAGAACUUGGAAGAACCUAAAACAAAUUCUUGCUUCUGAAAGGGCAUUGCCAUGGCAACUAAAUGAUCCUAGCUAUUUUAGUAUUGAUGCUCCUCCAUCCUUUAAGCCUGCCAAGAAAUAUUCCGAUAUUUCAGGACUUCCAGCAAAUUACACAGAUCCCCAGAGCAAGCUGAGAUUCAGUACUAUUGAAGAGUUUGCCUAUAUUCGGAUGCUCCCUUCAGAUGUGGUUACAGGAUACCUGGCUCUAAGGAAGGCAACAAGCAUUGUUUCCUGAAGAGACCAAACAUUGUUGGGUAUCACUCCUGAAGGGCUCUGGUUUUGAGAACCACGACGGAAACUGCCUGCAGGACUGAGGUUCUUUAAAACUCUCCAUGGAUAUUUACAUCUGGAAGUAGUUGGUGAUACAUGGAUUUGAACGAACAUGCGGUUUUAAUUUGGAUAAAUACUUGUAUUUGUUAGUUUGCCAAUUUGUAAGCAAUUGGUUUGGUGAACAGAAUAACUUAGACCUUAAGGAUAUGGAUCGGCACCAUAAUGUCCAAGUUACAUCAAUUUAUUCAGAGAAAGGAUUUCACCCCUCCCCUAUAUAUUUUAUGUACUGCCCUGGCUCAGAAGAAGAAAUGGCCAUAUGAAUAGAGGGAAAGGUACUAAGAUAUCCCGGCUUCCAAACCUGCCUUACAGAUGUGCUUGCCACUUGUCUCUGAAGAAGUCUGUCCCACGUGUAAACAUGGAAGUUAAAAUACCAAGAGCUGCUCUAUCAAUGACUGCUGGUGGUACUGAGCACUGUGGAAGUGAACAGCUUCACACAAAUAUUUACACUGGAGAAAUGUCAGCAUAAAUAAAGCUGGACUCAAACUUGGUUUAAAGUAUCUUAAGAAAUAUGUAUAAUGGAACCAAACCAAAUCACCAUGCGACUCUUAAGUGUGACACUUUGUAGUUUUUGAGUACUUCAUUCCACAACCCAACUGUUCUUCUGCCUCAGUACAUCAUCAUUAUUAUUACUAAUCAGUACAAAAAAGCACUUAUUUCCCAGACUUUUUUUUUUUUUUAAAUAAAAAGAUGCUAUAAAAGCAUGAA
Molecule: messenger RNA, 1583 nt
Organism: Anas platyrhynchos (mallard)
Lineage: Eukaryota; Metazoa; Chordata; Aves; Anseriformes; Anatidae
Gene: INO80C
Product: INO80 complex subunit C
Biological process (GO): chromatin remodeling
Cellular component (GO): Ino80 complex
Source: RefSeq, a predicted model, not a curated record